AGAAACGGGUUCUCGCAGAAUUCAAAAGUUCAAAAUGUCCGAGCAAGAUUCAUCGUCACCCAAAUAUAUGCGAUUUUUACUCGGAAACUUUACAUCUGCAGAAAUGGUGACGGAUGGAAACUUUCUGAUUUAUUGCAUUGAAAUGGGUCUGCUGGUAAUUGGAGUUCUAGAGAACAUUUUUAUGAUUGGAGCUGUUUUUUCGACAAGUUGUUUGCAUUUGAAUCUCCGAAUACUAAUUUGCAACUGCUGCCUUGGUUUCAUCUUAAUGGCAGUGGGCCGUGCAAUGAUUGCAGUCCCACUUUGCAUUGCCCACCUUCGUGACGUGGAUAUUUCAAGUCAUGCGUGGUGCUUCAUUGCUAAUGCGGUGCAUCAUUCAUCGGCUGACUCGGUUUGCCUUUCAUUCGUAUUCAUUAUGCUCGAAAGAACCGCUGGUACGAUUUGGUCUAAGGAUUACGAGAAGACCAAAAUUCACAUUUUUCCCUGUAUUUUUGCGUUUUUACAGUGGUUCAUUCCAAUGUUCAUGAUACUUGGAAACUUUCUGGAUCGUGCCAACCGCAUGGAACAUUUCUUACUGUACCCACAUCUUCCGUGCCAAAUCGAAUAUUUAACGCCAACUAUGUUUAUGAUAACGAUCUUCAUUAUUGUGAUAGGAUUUAUUGCAAGUGUUGGGGGAAUCACGAUAGUAUACAAUAAAAAUAUCAAAAAAUACAAUACUAGAGAUAUUUGGUUCAAUACUGUGAACCUUAGUGAAAGAUAUCAGAUAACAGAAAAUAUUCGCUCAACACACUUAUUAUUCCCAUUACUUGCCUUAAUGCUUAUUUUUUCAACGCUUUCAGUUUCAGUUUUGAUUUAUGGAGGGUAUUGGGUGUCGGUGAUGACAAAAGAGCCGGCAAGGUUUGAAGAAGUUGUCAAGUGGUUUGGCAGGGGAGGUGAAGCCGCUCAACUAUUUGACAUUAUAACUGCAAUCUAUACAAUAAGCUUCCCAAUAUGUGCAUUUAUAUGUCAUCCAAAUCUAUUUCGAUUUCUGCGAAAGUUUAUUGGAUGGAACAGUUAUGCGGUGCGGCCAUCGAAUUUGAAUGAAAUCGGAGGCUUCGAGAUGUCAACUGCUCCAAUUCGAACACAAACCGAAUUUCAUUUUCAAGAAUUGAGUAGACAGUGGAAUACUUAGUUGAUUUAUAUUUUUGUUUUUUGAGAAUAGUUUGGAUUAAGGCGUCUAUGUAGGCACAAAAAUGGUUGCGCCUCAGCAUUCAUUGUGCCUACGCCUACUGCCAAAGUAAACGCCAAAUAAUUUUUAUUUUUAAAUUUGUUUUUAACGGAUUUGUUCAGUAAGAAUAUUUACAAAAUUAAGAGAAAA
This is a messenger RNA of Caenorhabditis elegans, 1354 nucleotides long. RefSeq names its product putative G-protein coupled receptor F27E5.8 (gene F27E5.8). Gene Ontology annotation, cellular component: plasma membrane. NCBI's taxonomy places the organism in Eukaryota, Metazoa, Nematoda, Chromadorea, Rhabditida, Rhabditidae. The record is from RefSeq and is marked reviewed. The coding region runs from base 35 to 1168 and encodes 377 amino acids. The transcript has 6 exons.